Molecule: messenger RNA, 480 nt
Organism: Lachancea sp. 'fantastica'
Lineage: Eukaryota; Fungi; Ascomycota; Saccharomycetes; Saccharomycetales; Saccharomycetaceae
Source: the annotation of a GenBank genome assembly
AUGGCCGUCAAAGGAUUGGGUCAACCUGACCAAAAGUACAAUGGCUCCGGCCUCAAAGUGGGCAUCGUCCAUGCCAGAUGGAACAGACAAGUCAUCGAUGCGCUUGUCAAAGGUGCAAUUGAUAAGAUGCUAAGCUUGGGCGUGAAAGAAGAAGAUAUCCAUGUUGAAACCGUUCCCGGCUCGUUCGAGCUCCCUUUUGCCGCUAAAAAGUUGAGCGAAAAAUACCACUUUGACGUUGUCAUCCCCAUCGGUGUCCUCAUUAAAGGAAGCACUAUGCAUUUCGAGUACAUUUCAGACGCAACAACCCAGGCGUUGAUGCGUUUGCAGGAGUCCAUAAACAUCCCGGUAAUCUUUGGUCUGCUAACCUGUUUGACUGAAGAACAGGCAUUGGCAAGAGCCGGCCUAGACGAGGCCAAAUCCAUGCACAACCACGGUGAAGACUGGGGUGCAGCAGCCGUGGAAAUGGCCUCAAAGUUUUGA